CGCGGGCGCAUUUGUGGGGCGGGCGGCGGACGAGGUGCGGAGCAGCGGGGGCAAGUGGAGGACGUGCGGAGCCUGGUGUCGGGCGGCGGGAGCCGGUGAGGUCAGAGUCCCGCCUCUGGGCCCGCGCAGGAGGGCUGGCGGUGGCGGGGCCGGGCGAGGCCACGAUGAAGCCGAGCGGCGAGGACGCGGCGGCGCCCGCGGGGGGCCCCUGGGAGGAGUGCUUCGAGGCGGCCGUGCAGCUGGCGCUGCGGGCGGGACAGAUCAUCCGAAAAGCCCUUACUGAGGAAAAACGUGUCUCAACAAAAACAUCAGCUGCAGAUCUCGUGACAGAAACGGAUCACCUUGUGGAAGAUUUAAUUAUUUCUGAAUUGCGAAAGAGUUUUCCUUCACACAGGUUCAUCGCAGAAGAGGCUGCAGCCUCUGGGGCCAAGUGUGUGCUCACCCACAGCCCAACCUGGAUCAUUGACCCCAUCGACGGCACCUGCAACUUUGUGCACAGGUUCCCAACCGUGGCAGUCAGCAUCGGGUUUGCUGUUCACCAGGAGCUUGAAUUUGGAGUGAUUUACCACUGCACAGAGGAGCGGCUGUACACGGGCCGGAGGGGCCGGGGUGCCUUCUGUAAUGGCCAGCAGCUCCGGGUCUCCGGGGAGACAGAUCUCUCAAAAGCCUUGGUUCUAACAGAAAUUGGCCCCAGACGUGACCCUGCCACCCUGAAACUGUUCCUGAGCAACAUGGAGCGGCUGCUCCACGCCAAGGCUCAUGGGGUCCGUGUGAUUGGAAGCUCCACCUUGGCGCUCUGCCACCUGGCCUCAGGGGCAGCAGACGCUUACUACCAGUUUGGCCUGCACUGCUGGGACCUGGCAGCUGCCACAGUCAUUAUCAGAGAGGCAGGCGGCAUUGUGAUGGACACUUCAGGUGGACCCCUUGACCUCAUGUCUUGCAGAGUGGUUGCUGCUGGCACCCGCGAGAUGGCGAUGCUCAUAGCUCAGGCCUUACAAACUAUUAACUAUGGGCGGGACGACGAGAAGUGAGAGGGAGCAGAUGCAGAGCAACGCGGCUGAAGACCAUGCUGGCUUUCCUGGUUGCUGUAGGUGGCGGCGCUCCCUGGAGAGGGAGCUGCCCCGUGGUCUGCAUGCUGAGCCACAGCCAGGUGUCUCAUGCUCCUUUCUGCCUGCCCCAGAGGAGUUGUUAUGCCCAAAUGGGUGGCUAGCCUUUUAAUCUGCGCCUCUUUCACUGGGAUUUGGUGUCUAGCUGGUUUCUCUCUUUAAUCUCACGUAGGCUUUUUCAGGUUAGUACACGUCCUUCUGUCAGGGCCAAAACCCAGCUUUCGUAUGAGGUAUAUAUUGAUAAUCCAGUCUUGAUUUUUUUUUUUUUUUUUCAAAAUGCAAAUCUCAGGUAAUAAGGCUUUAGAUCUGCUGAUAAAGCAGGCUCAUUCUCAGGCCCGCCCUGUGGUACUUCAGAAUGUAAUAAAUGAAGAUAACGGUACUCUGCUGGUCUGGUCCCUCCAUAAGUGUGUCUCCUGCCUCCCAAACAACCCUCAAAACCCCGGGCUGCAGAUCGAGGCUGCGCGGAAGCAGGUUAAACCCAAAGUGGAUGGGCGCAGCUUGUCCGCUCCUGUGACAAGCACUCUGCAAACUCCCUCAGCAAUUGUCAUGUUAGCAUUCAAAAUCCAAGAUGUGGACAGACUGAAGGACGACUAAUAGUUCAAAAGUGGUCUCUGAAAUGCUGCUGUUUUUGUGACCAGUUUAAAGAGAAAUUGUAAUAUUGAGGUGGAAUUAUAUGUAAGAAUAAUUCUAAUGAGGGUAUUAACUGACCAGCCAGGUAUCUUUUCUGAAGUUUAAAAACUGAGAAAGUCAGUCGUAAGACAGAAAAUUCCAGCUGCGCUUAACUUUUUCUCUCAUCUUCCUAAUUUGCCGUCAGCAAACAGAGUAUUUGGGAGCCCCCUGGUGUCUGCUGUCUCUGGCUCCCCAGCACUGAUUGCGAGGCAGUGUCACUUGCGCCCAGUGGACCUCAGAGUGCUCCACAAGUCCCCAGCUGGCCCACGGCCUCUGCCCUGGCCACUCAGAACCCCCGCAGGCAGCUCUCCCAGGCUGAGCCGCUGAGAACAGGAGACUUGAGAGAGCAUUUCCACACAGGAUUGUUCUCGGGAAUAAAUACCCAAGUGCCUUAUUCCACCUCCCCCAGGUAGCUUUUGAUAAGUUUGCUGUCUAAAAGAGGGAACUGCCUUUUCUGCUGUGAGCCCCCAACGGACACACAGCUCAAGGGCCUGGACGUGUGAUGACUUGGGUCUCAUAUAGGACUAAUCAGCCCGAGGCCCAGUGAUCAUGUGGGCCUCCUGCUAUUGGUCACUACAGGGACAUGUCAGACUGCACACAGGACCACAGAGGUUCAGGGCCUUGUGCCUUCUGAGCCCCCAGCCCCUCUACACCCUUCUGACUAGCAUCCAGCCUCCCUUUGAACCCCCAGUUGAGGCAAGUCAGUCCUCCAGAGACUGCUAUCCCACACUAGCAUCUUUCAUACCAUGAGAAUGUCUCACCUGUGUGGAACCUGGAGUGUCCCUAACAACUUACAGCUCCAUUCCGAUUUUAACCGUGAGGUCCAUAAAUGAUGGUGGUGUUGGAGAUUGAUACAUGGGUCUUCCUCUGCUGUUCUCCAGGUGUGGCAGCUCUGCUCCCCUCCCUGACCUCAGGCUUGAUCUCAUGGCCCCUGUGGAGGGUAAGACAGCCCUGCACUCCUCCCAAAAGCCAGUCCAGGUUCCCAUUUGCUUUUUGGUCAUGCAUGUCACCCUGUGUUUAUACCCGGAGCUAACCAGAGCCCCUAGUAUGCAUGGCUGUGAGGACACACUCUAUUGUGUGGCCUUGAGUGGCUGGACUCUAAAGCCACAUGCAGGACGUGUUUGGUCCACACUGCCCAUCCCCUGUGCCCAUAGCUGCAGCCUGUCAGGAUCUUUUGGCAUCCCAGUGCUCUUCUACAGGCUGGUGGCAGUCUCUGGGGCUUUUAUCUACACGUUUGCUUGGCCUGCCGGCAAGAGCUCUUAUUCAAAUUGGGAAAAAUACUGACAGGCAUCCAGAGAGUCACUGAACCCUUCCGCACUCGCUCAAGACCUCUCAGUGCUUGGGGAUCUGCUACCCGCUCAGAGUGGCCUUUUAGCCCGGUGUGGAGCACCCCAGCUUACUGCCAGUCGCCCACGUUUCUCUGUGUCACGCACAGGAGAUGAUGUGAUCUUUACAGAAGUCCCACUGAAACUGAGGGCCGUGCCAUCUAUACAGCAUCUGCUAGCCACAUGUGUCUACUUAAGUGAAUUAAAAUUAGAUUAAAUUAAUCUUAAAACCCCCUACCUCAAUGGCACUGGCCAUAUUUCAGGUAGUCAGUACCCCUGAGGAUGGUGGCUGUUGGGCUGGGCAUCGCAGAAGAAGUGCAGAUAUCUCCAUCGUCUCCAGAGUUCUGUUGGACGGCACAGCAUAGAGUGGAGCUCUUCAAUAAUCUGCUCUAAAAUCUGGAUUUGUACAUGACAGUCCAACCUCUCUUUAAUGGAAUCUGCGUUCUUCCUGGUUUUUGUCAAUCUGCAGUCUUCAAAGAUGCCCUGUAGCAGCCUUGCCCGCAAGGUCCCCCAGUGUCCACCACUGUGCUAUCACAUUAGGUCGCAAAGAGCAAGAUCGAAAGGACCUUAGGCCGGGUUGGGGCCAGAGCAAGUGAUGAGCCACGUUAUCACACAGAGCAGAUGAGAACCGUGGCAUUGCAGAUAAUCCAUGAUUCCGUAAGGACAGUCUGAAAGGGAGACCUCACGAGGACGGACGGAAGCAGAGGGGCAUCAAGCCCAGGCUGUGGUGGGGGCGGGGACGGGCGAGGAGCUGGGGGCGGGUGGUUGUGGGUUAGCCUGCACCCCGGGGUGGAACUGGCAGGGGAGAGCAGCCUCUUCUCCCGUGGGCAGCUGCUCUGGGCUGCUGCCCUCGCCCCUCCUGGAGGCCAGGCCGACCGCUGCGGUAGAAAGAACGCUGGCUUGGGAGUCAGCGAACACAGUCCCACCCCGAGCUUCUUGCUGUCUGACCUCCUUCAUGGGCUGGGGCAAAAGAGGGGCACGUGGAUGCCCGGCACUCAGCGUGCCCUCUUCACCAGCAUGCAGAGCCUUGGUUUUGUAGCUCCCGGGCGACUUUGAGAACCAGGAUCGCUGAGUGCCCAGCUGCGCAUCCUGACUCAGUGCAGCAUACAUUCAGGACACUUGGACAGGUGCUCAACAGACGCUUCAGGAAUACAGCCAACUUGAUCAGCCAGAGAGUGGCAGAGGAUUUUUUCCCUGAGUUCUGUUUAUGCUAAAACAGCUUUAGAACAACAUCAAAAGAAUUUUUUGUUUUCGCAUAAUGCCAAUGGACUAGCACCUAUGCCUUCCCAGGCCUUCAUCCUGCUUAUCUGUCAUGUAGAAAAGGGCACUUGCUAAGACGCUGUCCUACAUCUGAGACAGCUUUGAAUGGGCCGGAUCCCACCUGAUGAGGAAUGACUUCCGGGGGGGGGAGGCGCCUCUAGUGCCAGAGUCGUUCCAAGGAGGCAGAGGAGAUUCUUCUUGGGCUCCUGCCUUUUGCUAUGGGAGCAUGUGCUACUACUUCAGGAGCUUCUGAAGUCACAGAGAAGACAUAACCUGAGCACUUGGGAGUUUGGGACUUUUCUUCAAGAGUGUGAAAAUCACCUGGACUGAUAUCUUAUUCAUCCUUCCAACAAAUGGCAUGUGUAACACACAUAUGUUAUGUAUUACAAGCAGUGUUCCAAAUUAAUCUGGGGCAACCAAAAUAUGUAAGCAGUUAGCUAAGAUUUUCUGAAUGAGGUUCUAACAAAUUUUGAAGAUUAGUGAUAUAAAUGAAAAAGGUUAUUCCAGGUGAGGGAACGGAGCUGUGUAGCUUCCUAGAGGGACAGCGAGCAGGACAGGGCUGGGACGACAGACUGAUGGAGCAAGGGGAUGGUCACCUGCAUUCCAGAGGCAGUCAUGUGAGCGAGUAAGGCACUUUGUAGAUGUGAUUCUCUUAAGCUGUGCAGUUUCAUCACUUAAUUUGCUCAGUUUUUCAUAGGAAAGAUUAUGCUUACUUUUAAAAAUUGUUUUUUGAGCCCUUGAAAGUUACCUCUCCCUGUUGAGUCUCCCUGCCAUCUUCACAGUGACACGCUGUUCCCCUCAGGUGCUGGACACAGUUAGGCUGAUGCUUAGGAACUUGGACGUGAAACUCCAAAUGUGUACAAGAGGGGGUCUUUCUCGGCUCAAUAAGGAACCUAGAGAAAGCCUUGUAGCUCAGUAGGCUUUAAUUAUGUGAGGAGCUCCAUGCUUUAUAAAAUGCCAGGGGCAAAAAUAAAUGUUAAUAACAUGUGGCGGGUUGUACUUAAAGUACAGCCGUUCUGCUGUCCCUGCAGCGAUGGUGGCCAUUCUAAGUCUGUGUUAUGUGAAGGCGAUGGUUAAUAAAAGCAAGCAAAACCCACCUGCCCCCUCAGUUUUCUGUGCACUCUGAAACACUGCUGAGAAGGCCAGGACAGACACUGAUGUUCACACUGGCGGUUUAUCAUCCGUGCUCGGUCUAGAUGUUCUGGAAAAUGUUGUCUGGAACUCUGACAGUGAUAACAAUUUAAAAAUAUUUUUUUCCUAAACAUCAGUCUCAUGAUUAUGAAAUCUGUAGGCUUUAUUUGCAUGUACACAUGGAUAAUCAUUAGCCAUUUUAUAUACUGCCUUUAGUGAACCUAUUAAGAUAGUGAAGAUACCACUGAAAUGAAGUUAUAAGGGAGCCUUCUUUGAAAUCUCCAUGUAUUGGAAGGAAAAAAAUUUAGAAGCAACACCAAAAUAUGAUAAAAUUUGUAUGACUUUGACCAAAAUUAAUAUCUUUUAGGCAUGCACUUGCAGCUUUGAAAACAUUGAUGUGGAUUAUUGAGCAUAAACUUUUAAUGCCUAAAAAUUUGGAGGAAAAUGUACAGAAGUGUGGGUAGCGCACUGCACAAGGAGCAGCAUUCUGGUUCUGAGCUGAGGUGGUGGCUCUGCAGUAAUCAGUCAUGUGACCGAAGCCCCAGAUGGUACCUGUAACAUUUGUGUAUUGAAGAUCUCCCGAGCUCUUUCCAGAUUCUUUCCCCUUAGCCUGUGAACCUGGUAAAUGCUAUUCAUUGCCAAAGUCACUGUCAGGAAGAGAGAGUUGUGCAUUUUCCUGCUGUGAUAGUGAAUAAAUUUUGUUUUUAAUUAA
Molecule: messenger RNA, 6203 nt
Organism: Cynocephalus volans (Philippine flying lemur)
Lineage: Eukaryota; Metazoa; Chordata; Mammalia; Dermoptera; Cynocephalidae
Gene: IMPA2
Product: inositol monophosphatase 2
Exons: 8
Coding region: 165-1031 (288 amino acids)
Biological process (GO): signal transduction; inositol metabolic process; phosphatidylinositol phosphate biosynthetic process
Molecular function (GO): inositol monophosphate 1-phosphatase activity
Source: RefSeq, a predicted model, not a curated record